Messenger RNA from Rhineura floridana, 3829 nucleotides. Its product is annotated as cystathionine beta-synthase-like protein. Gene Ontology annotation, molecular function: cysteine synthase activity; cystathionine beta-synthase activity. NCBI's taxonomy places the organism in Eukaryota, Metazoa, Chordata, Lepidosauria, Squamata, Rhineuridae. The record is from RefSeq and is a predicted model, not a curated record. Bases 13 to 1848 code for a protein of 611 amino acids. Gene Ontology annotation, cellular component: cytoplasm. The transcript is spliced from 17 exons.
UUCCAAAAGAUAAUGUGGGCUGGGAAAUCCUAUUCACACACGCUGAGCAACCCAGUAGGCGACUGCAGGGGCUGCUGCUCUGGUCUGGGGGAGUUCUCUAUUCACGUACUUCGUCUGUUGCCCUUUUCUUCUUUUCAGUCAAUCAAAGUGACAAUGCCGUCCUUUCCUGCAGAAGCUGAGAUGAACACGCUGACUUGCCCUCACUUGUCACCCAAUUGCAUCUCCAAUGGAAUCCUGGAAAAGGAGCCUUGCAACGCCACAGAAAAGGAGAGGAAAUGGAUCAGGCCUGACAUCCCAAGCAAGUGUACCUGGGAGCUUGGAAAAUCUCCCUCUGAAUCACCCCAUCAUCAUGUUACAUUAUCAAAGACUCCAAAUAUUAUGCCAGACAUCCUCAAGAAAAUUGGUGAUACUCCCAUGGUGCGAAUCAACAAGAUUGGAAAGCUCUUUGGACUUCAAUGUGAACUUUUGGCAAAAUGUGAGUUUUUCAAUGCUGGAGGGAGUGUGAAAGACCGAAUCAGCUUAAGGAUGGUGGAAGAUGCUGAAAGAGAUGGGAUUCUGAAACCUGGAGAUACGAUUAUUGAACCAACGUCAGGAAAUACAGGGAUCGGGCUGGCCUUGGCAGCUGCAGUGAAAGGCUACCGCUGUAUCAUUGUGAUGCCAGAGAAAAUGAGCAUGGAGAAGGUAGAUGUUCUGCGAGCUCUUGGGGCUGAAAUUGUGAGGACUCCAACCACUGCUAGAUUUGACUCUCCAGAAUCUCAUGUUGGGGUAGCAUGGAGACUGAAAAAUGAAAUUCCCAACUCCCACAUAUUGGAUCAGUACCGCAAUGCCAGUAAUCCCCUGGCCCACUAUGAUACAACAGCUGAGGAGAUCCUACAGCAGUGUGAAGGUAAUAUUGACAUGCUGGUAGCUGGAGCAGGCACAGGGGGCACCAUCACUGGCAUUGCCCGAAAGCUAAAGGAGAAAUGCCCUGAAUGCAAAAUUAUAGGCGUUGAUCCUGAAGGAUCCAUUCUUGCAGAGCCUGAACGACUAAAUAAUACAGACAAGACAACUUAUGAAGUGGAAGGUAUUGGAUACGAUUUCAUCCCUACUGUUCUGGACAGAUCAUUGGUGGACAGAUGGUAUAAGUGUAAUGAUGAGGAAUCUUUUGCCUUUGCACGCAUGUUAAUCAGAGAUGAAGGCUUGCUGUGUGGUGGCAGCUCAGGCAGUGCUAUGUCUGUUGCUGUGAAAGCUGCCAAACAGCUGAAAGAAGGCCAGCGCUGUGUUGUCAUCCUUCCUGACUCGGUCAGGAACUACAUGUCCAAGUUUUUGAGUGACAAAUGGAUGACGCAAAAAGGCUUCAUGAAAGAAGAAGAUGACAUUAUUAACAAACCCUGGUGGUGGCACUUAAAAGUCCAGGAGUUACGUCUCUCUGCCCCCCUGACAGUACUACCAAGUGUCACCUGUGAAAAGACCAUUGAAAUACUCAGAGAGAAGGGAUUUGACCAAGUACCAGUUGUUGAUGAAUCUGGAGUGAUUUUGGGAAUGGUUACCCUCGGCAACAUGCUUUCUUCAGUGCUUGCUGGUAAAGUACAGCCAUCAGACCAAGUCAGCAAAGUAAUCUACAAGCAGUUCAAAAAGUUAUCAACUGAAUCAUCAUGCAAAAUGUAUUAUCUGAUUCAUCUGCAGGACAACUUAGGGAAAUUGUCUCAUAUCUUGGAAAUCGAUCAUUUUGCUCUGGUGGUGCAUGAACAGAUUCAGUAUCACAGUGAUGGCAAUUCCAGCAAAAGGCAAAUGGUGUUUGGUGUUGUCACGGCAAUUGACUUGCUGAACUUUGUGACUGCCCGGGAACAACAAAGAAAGGCAACCUAAAUUCAAGAAACACAUUGGUGGCAGUUGCUUCAGUCGCUUUUAGGGUUUUUUAAGAUAUUUUUUUUACCCCUUACCUUCUUUGUUACGGCAAUCUUAAUUUUUUAAAAAAUUAAUCAAAUAAACCAAACAUCAUUAGUGGAACUCAUUAGUUGCAAGCAAGACUUUGUGGUUAUACAUCUUCCAGUAUGAUAAUGAGCACACUGAAAGUAUAAGGCACUUGAGUAUAUGGUGGUUCUCAGGUUUGCUGGUGUUCGGUGAGAGUCCUGCAUAAUGGCUGGUAUGAUCAGGCCAUAGAUGCCUAUGAUAGUGGCCACAUCAUAAUCGGUUAUUCCAAGACACAUUGUUUCUGCUUUCAUGAGUGCAAUGUGUCUUCAGACUCUCACUGGUAUUACAGCCUUGAGGGGCAAAGGUGCAGCCUUAGAUAAAUUAGUCCUAUUACAAUCUGACAAAUGUCAAGCCUAUUGUCUGUCUUCUGUACUACAAACAUAAAAUUACAUCCAGUCCAAACACAACCUUCAUGAAAGGACCACCUUCAUACUUGCCCAGGUGUCAGAUCAUAAAGUACACAUAACACAGGCAGGUUAAUCAUCUACAAACAUGUUCUGUCUUCUGUGAGAAGCUGGCUAUUGAGUAGUUUGUGCAGAGCCAAUAGCAUAUCUGUAUAGUAGAUAUGUCAGCCCUAAUGUUUGGUCUGAAUCCCUUUCCCCAUGUUUUUCCAAAAACCAAGAUAUAAAUGAUCUGCCCUUCCUAUUCUGCUUUCACUUACUAGAUUAUGACUAUCACCCUCCACACCCUGGCCAAAUUGUAGUGAUCAGGAAGAGCAAGGAAGUAAAGUAAAGUAAAAUUUUAUUUUUGAGUCGCCUAUCUGGCUGAAUUAACGGCCAGUCUAGGCGACGUACAACAUACAAUAAAAUACAAUAAAAUCAAUAAGGAUCACAAUAAGGAAGGAAUUCAACACUGCUCAAUAAACAACAGAAACAAAAAUGGGGAAAGUUCUUCACUAUUAAGUGGGCAGGCUAGUUUUUCCAACUUCACUGCCAAUUAUUUCUUUGUGUCAUCAUGACUUUGCAUCCUAAGCCAUUGCACAUUGCUCUUAAGGGAAACAUCUACAGCAGCAGCAUUGAAGAACACUGUGAAUUCUUCAUUGCUUUACAUCAUUGACUCUGUCAGGUAUAAUGUGGAAAGUGUCUAUUUCCAUUAACCUAGCCUUGUCUAAUUUGACUAACUGUUUGACUGUUGAAUUCUGAAAUUAUUCUAUAUUUGCCGUCCUGUGUAGACCAAAUAAAGUUUACCAAAUAUUAAUCCUAAUAUUUAAUGGAAAGUUUUAAUAAUGAUUCUUAGCUAGAUAUGUGUGACUGUGUUUUUAUAUUGUGUAGCUUUAUGUACACCAAUGUCAACUUUCCUCUGUUACACAUGAGUAAGCUAAAGUGUUGUGAUAUGUUUGGUUUGGGUGUCUAAUGGUCUUUGGUCUUAAUGGGGGAUACUGGAAACAUGGUAACAUGUUUGGCUUUUCAUUUACUCCAGUGAAUUUUUUUAAUUGAAUUGAUGUAGUUUUUUUUCCUGUGGCUUCCUAUAACUUCCACUGGGAAAUUUUAAGAAGCAUGAUAGUGAUACUGUGAUUUUUUUGUACAAUCCUAGUAAUACUUGUGUUUUAUGUUGGAAAACCCUCUUGCCACAAGCAAACACACGGGAAGUGUACAAAAGUGUAUUGUUUUCAUAUAUAAAACUUGGGACUUGUAUAUAAAACUUACGUUUCAAUGCUAUCUUAGUGUAAUAAAUUCAGUUUGGUCCUGUUUAUAGCAGAGGAACUAUGUUUAGUCCGAGACGAUUUUGUUCAGUAUUCAGGGUUCUAGUCACUAAGCAUUAGCCAUUUCAGGAUCAUAAAGCAAAUCCAUAUGUUUUUAAAAGUUCUGUUCUUCUCUCAUGUUUGUUCCAAAUAUAGUAUGAAGAGCUAAAUAAAAAUUAUUUUAUUUCUGACAAA